AACUUGGAGCACUGCAAGCUCCCUUCUCAGUGUUGAGCGCGCGUGAACUGCAGCCGUGGUCGCCCCGUACCUGAUCCAAUUUUCUUCUCGCCAGCACCUGUCAGUCUUCUCGGCUUAUGAUCUUGACCAAUUACGAAUUUUAAGUCUCGGAGCUGCGGUGGAUAGGCCAAUGCCACCGAACUUUUGGCUACGAGAACACAAAUUCUCGAGCAAAGGGGCCUUGAUGCUUCCCCGCCAGCUCUUCGGAUUAUACCAACUUUGUCUUCUCUUAUGUACCAUGUUUUUAUCAUCAUGCGACCUGACAUGGAAUACCCUUUUUUUCCUUUGCCCGUCUGUCUUUUAUCUUUUCUUUCCUCUCUCUUCUGGACAGACUUCUGAAGAGGAGGCAAAUCCAUCUAUCAAAUUCCGGCGAUCCCCUCGCCACGGCAUGUUCUUUUCUAUCUGGUUAGUGGAUGGAGCGGGGUGGCACUGGUGGAAGUUCAAAGGAGCGAAGCAAAAGGCGAGGCUCACAGCACAGAUUAACGUCUACAUAGCUGAGCUAUUGGUUGGUUUCUUAGACAACUUGUUGGUUCGUCUGAGUAUUGCUGGAUCAAAAACCACUUUCUUUUCUGAGCUGUGGUUUCCUUUGCAGACUUGUGACCGACGAUAACGAGUGAGGAGACUGUAGUGGUUGGAGCCAGUUGAUGAGAUUGACAGCCAUAGCUUCUAUCCUGACGGACGUUUAUGAUAUAGCCUGUGGUGUCCGCAAGUUCCUCUUCCCAUGCUUGACUGCCUGCCUGGCUACAGUGGCAGAGCUACCGAGAUUGUGAUCGCACACUGACUCAGCGCGUCAAC
This is a messenger RNA of Canariomyces notabilis, 834 nucleotides long. RefSeq lists its product as uncharacterized. The coding region runs from base 170 to 649 and encodes 159 amino acids. Lineage: Eukaryota; Fungi; Ascomycota; Sordariomycetes; Sordariales; Chaetomiaceae. The transcript has a single exon. The record is from RefSeq and is a predicted model, not a curated record.